This is a messenger RNA of Brassica oleracea var. oleracea, 642 nucleotides long. RefSeq lists its product as uncharacterized. The transcript has 7 exons. The record is from RefSeq and is a predicted model, not a curated record. Lineage: Eukaryota; Viridiplantae; Streptophyta; Magnoliopsida; Brassicales; Brassicaceae. Bases 154 to 459 code for a protein of 101 amino acids.
CAAAAAUUACGUGUGAUGAGUAUCUUAUGUGCGUGUGAGUAUAUAUAACCUAUAAACACAUAAUCUUAUCUCACCAGUCACCAUCUUCCUCCUCUUAUUUCCCUCUCUUAAGGACGAAGAAGAAAUCUGAAGAAGGCAAAAGGUUCGAGGGCGAUGGCGACGGAAAACAACAGAGCGGACGAGAUCGUAUUUUCUCAGGAACGAGAGGCUACCUCUGGUGCAAACAAAUAUGGAGGUCUUGUGCCAAAGAAAAAGCCUCUCAUUUCGCAGCCCAAACGUGCCUUUUUUGAUUCUGCAGACUGGGUUCUGCACAAGCAACAAGCAAGUGCAGAUGAGAGAACUAUAGAGGCAAUAGAAAGCUUAAGACCCAAACUAGUGAGGACGCCUCACAAGCAACUUCCCCCGAGGGGACCUACCUUUUUAACUGGACAAGAGAAUCUGACAUAUUCGAGCUUUUAGGGCAAACAGACGUGGAAAUGGAGAGUGGUUGGUUUGGUGUUAGCCUACUCGCGUGCUUCAUGUUUCCAUAAAAUAAAACUUUUAUCCAGAAUAAAUGUAUAACUGCUUGAUCGUUUCUUUAAAUGGUGCAGACAAUCAUUGCUGCUUCUUUCUUUUUCUUUCCUAAUAUAUAAACCUUGUUUG